Molecule: messenger RNA, 408 nt
Organism: Mucor velutinosus
Lineage: Eukaryota; Fungi; Mucoromycota; Mucoromycetes; Mucorales; Mucoraceae
Product: Rho GTPase
Exons: 1
Coding region: 1-408 (135 amino acids)
Source: RefSeq, a predicted model, not a curated record
AUGCCUACAAAAGUUCUGUCUCCUGCUUGUGCUCUUUGUGGUUUUGCUACAGAGGACCUUUACCAUUUCGUGGUGGGCUGCCAUAUCAAGUCAUUUUUCUGGCAGGAUAUAGUCUCUUUGUUGUCACUUCAAGAGCUACUCCCCUCUGCUUCUUCUAUUUGGUUGGCGCUGACUACCUUUUGUAGUGGUUCAGAUUUGUUGGUGAUCGAUGAGGAUGUUCUGAUUGCUCUGGGUGCUGCCUACAGUACACUUUGGAAGUAUCAUUGGCGAUGCGUCAUAGACGAGGAGCCUUGGAUAGCUUCUGCUGCUAUCAACAUGGUCCGUCAAGACCAUGGUACACUCUUUUCUUCUCUUUCUUUGGCAAGUGUUCAAGCUGGCACCUUGGUCUUGCCUGUGAAUUCUGUAUAG